Trichomonas vaginalis G3 is the source of this 1176-nucleotide messenger RNA. RefSeq lists its product as uncharacterized. The transcript has a single exon. NCBI's taxonomy places the organism in Eukaryota, Parabasalia, Trichomonadida, Trichomonadidae. The record is from RefSeq and is a predicted model, not a curated record. Bases 1 to 1176 code for a protein of 391 amino acids.
AUGAUUGGGCCAUCAACCAUGCUUCCUAAUGCUUUUGAAAAGUUCCAAUUAUCUGUUGGAUGCUAUGUUCAGCUUGCUGUUAAGGUAAAGAACAAUAAAGUUUCAGAAAUUGUCAAUGAAAUUUAUAAAAAAUGCAUAGGCUGUCGAACAUUGUUUGAUGGUAAGAAUUAUGUUUACACAGAUCAGCCAUGUUCAACUUAUCAAAUUCCUGAUAAGUUUCCUCAUUUAGAAGAAGCAAAUAAAUUUGUUGCCAAAAAUUAUACAAUUCCUGAGUCAACACGCUUAGCAUCAAUAUGCUAUAAUAAGGACACAGUUAUAUUUAAUUGCAAUCAUUCGUCAUCAGAUGGCGGAUACAUGAAGAUGCUUUUGGAUCAUUUGUGUGGACGAGAAACACCAAAAGAUCCUCAAGCCAAAAUCCAUACAUCAAUAAUUGAUGCACUUUCUGAUCAAUUAGCUAACGCAAAUGGCAAAAUUUCAACGAUGACUACUCCAAUCAGAAAUUAUUGCAAGAAACAAGAAAAGGAAUAUGCAAUUUACACAUUGAUUGAAUUUCCAAUCAAAGAAAAGAUGUCGAAAGUUACAGAAAAAAUGAUGCUUGCGGCAACACUUUCUGCUUCAGCAUACAACAAAAUGUUAACUUCUAUUACCAGCCAACUUGCUGUUGAUGCCAGAAGAUACAUGAAAAACCCAGAUUGGAGUCAUUGCAACAUUGAUAGUUUAAUUGUUGCUGAUGCACAUACAAACAUCGCUACAAAGUAUGCUAAAUUGACUAUUGAUGAAUUGGGUGCUUUACUCCGUAAGGAUAUGCAAGAAAAAUUAAAGAAUGGCGAAGCAUUAAGAUCUAUUAAUCAUUUAUACAAAGGAACAUAUCCACCAGCAAUGACUGGCUCUGUAAGUGUUACAAACAUUGGUAAAAUGACUACAGGAGGCGAUAUUACUGAUGCUCAAAUUGCAACUUCAAUUUGCAAAGGUCCUUAUCCACCAGGAGGAAUGUCAAUAUCAUCAACACUCGUUAAUGAUAUUUUCAGGGCCAGAAUCUACACUUCUCCUUAUAUUACAAGCUUCAAAGAAGCAGAAAAGUUCAAGAAUGCUGUAAACUACUGCAUUAAAGAAUUAAAGCCUGACAUGACAGUUAAAGAAGCCUUUACCAACCUCACAAAAAUAAUUCAUCAAUAA